This is a messenger RNA of Leptopilina boulardi, 1432 nucleotides long. RefSeq names its product U5 small nuclear ribonucleoprotein 40 kDa protein. Bases 108 to 1157 code for a protein of 349 amino acids. NCBI's taxonomy places the organism in Eukaryota, Metazoa, Arthropoda, Insecta, Hymenoptera, Figitidae. Gene Ontology annotation, cellular component: catalytic step 2 spliceosome. Gene Ontology annotation, molecular function: protein binding; RNA binding. The record is from RefSeq and is a predicted model, not a curated record. The transcript is spliced from 5 exons.
ACUAUUGUGCGUUGGGCUUUAAAGUUGACCAGAAAAAGCAAACGUUGGGAGUGUUUUUUUGUUUUGUUGUUAAUAAAUUUAUAAUAAUAAUUUUGUAAAUCAUCAAAAUGUCAUUAUUAGAUAAGAGGAAAGGAGAUGAUAUUCUCGCCCUGGUGCCAGCAUCGAAGAAAACAAAGACUGAAGUUGUUUUUAGCAGCAGGGAAAAAGCGGUUAUUCAAAGUGGCCCACCUAGAACAUCAAGUUUAACUGCACCAAUUAUGAUCCUUGAGGGUCAUCAGGGUGAUGUUUUUUCUCUUGAAUUUCAUCCUGAAGGACAAUAUCUUGCUUCGACAGGAUUUGAUCGACAAAUUUAUAUCUGGAAUGUCUAUGGUGAUUGUGAAAAUGUAUCGGCAAUGUCGGGACACAGUGGUGCUGUAAUGGAAAUUCAUUUUAGUCCCGAUGGUAGCCAUUUGUAUACAGCGAGUACAGACAUGACAUUAGGAUUAUGGGAUUUUGCUCUAGGAACGAGAAUAAAAAAGCUCAAGGGACACACAUCAUUUGUGAAUUCAGUUUCAGGUGCUCGUCGAGGACUCACUCAAUUAUGUUCUGGCAGUGAUGAUAGUACAAUAAGAAUUUGGGAUCCACGAAAAAGAGGACAAUGUUUUACAUUAAAUAACACUUAUCAAGUGACGGCGGUGACUUUUAAUGAUACAGCCGAACAAGUUAUUAGCGGUGGAAUUGAUAAUGACAUUAAAGUUUGGGAUUUAAGGAAGAAUGCAGUUCUUUAUAAAAUGAAAGGUCACACGGAUACAAUAACAGGACUCAGUCUAAGUCCCGAUGGCUCUUAUAUUUUAUCGAAUUCCAUGGACAAUUCACUUAGAAUUUGGGAUGUUAGGCCUUUUGCACCUUAUGAACGAUGUGUUAAAAUUCUCAGUGGUCAUCAACAUAAUUUCGAAAAGAAUUUAUUAAGAUGUGCCUGGUCUCCGGAUGGAAGUAAAGUUUCAUCUGGUUCCUCGGACAGAUUUCAGUAUAUUUGGGAUACAACGAGUCGUAGAAUUCUUUAUAAACUCCCAGGUCAUAAUGGAUCAGUGAAUGAUAUUGAUUUCCAUCCCAAAGAACCAAUAGUUUGCUCAGGAUCCAGUGACAAACAAAUUUAUCUCGGCGAAAUAGAAAUUUAAUUAUGUAACAAAAUUAUUGCAUCAAUAAGAUUAAACCUAUUCAUAUAGAGAAUUUAUUUGUAAUUUACAAUAUAUGCAAUGUUUAUUAUUUACAAAAAAAAGUAACAAAUGAAAUGAGAAAAUUAAUUUUAAAUUAUUAUUAACAAUAUUUGUUAAUAUUUUUUUAUUGUAAGUAAUUGUAUUUAUAUAAUAAUUGUAUAAAUAACAUUGUAUCGCAUUAUAAAUAUGUAAGUUUUUUUUUUAUAAAUUAAAGAACAUUUUAUAAAAAAUGAAAA